This is a messenger RNA of Trichobilharzia szidati, 716 nucleotides long. NCBI's taxonomy places the organism in Eukaryota, Metazoa, Platyhelminthes, Trematoda, Strigeidida, Schistosomatidae. The record is from the annotation of a GenBank genome assembly.
UGGGAUUCGAGUCUGAGGCGCUUUCAGAGACUGCAGGGGAAGGCGAAUCUGAGCGAUUGGCUGAGCGUGUGAGUGAGAUGGAGACGGAAUAUGCUGAAUUAGUUGGUGAAGGCGUAGUUGAUGAGAGGGAAGCGGAGGCGGCAGCGGAGGCGGAAGUGGCAGCGGCAGCAGCAUCGUCAGCGGAAGUGGAAGUGGAAGUGGAAGCUGAGUCGGCUGUGCAAGUGUCAGGUGAAUCAUUGGGGCAAGUUGAAUGGGAAGCAGAAAGUGAAGCGGCAGCACAGGUUGAGUGGGAAGGUGUGUCUGUCAUCGCGCCAGUGGGAUUCGAGUCUGAGGCGCUUUCAGAGACUGCAGGGGAAGGCGAAUCUGAGCGAUUGGCUGAGCGUGUGAGUGAGAUGGAGACGGAAUAUGCUGAAUUAGUUGGUGAAGGCGUAGUUGAUGAGAGGGAAGCGGAGGCGGCAGCGGAGGCGGAAGUGGCAGCGGAGGCGGAAGUGGCAGCGGCAGCAGCAUCGUCAGCGGAAGUGGAAGUGGAAGUGGAAGCUGAGUCGGCUGUGCAAGUGUCAGGUGAAUCAUUGGGGCAAGUUGAAUGGGAAGCAGAAAGUGAAGCGGCAGCACAGGUUGAGUGGGAAGGUGUGUCUGUCAUCGCGCCAGUGGGAUUCGAGUCUGAGGCGCUUUCAGAGACUGCAGGGGAAGGCGAAUCUGAGCGAUUGGCUGAGCGU